GGCAUUGGCUACACUGCAGCACACUUCAUCAAUAAGAGCCAGCGAGGGCUGUGAGCUUUGCCACACUGCCUUCAUCCAGCACAGGAGGAAGAGCAAAGGCAGAGCCUGCCAGAGCAGCAGAGUAGCUGCCGAGGGUAAGGCUGCAUCUCGCAGUCCCAGCCUCGAGGUGUUUUUUGCUGCUUUUGCUCCCUCAUUCAGAUCAUCCCAGAUAAUACCCUAGCAAGCAACAAGAAUGGAUGUCUUUAAGAAAGGUUUCUCCAUUGCCAAAGAAGGUGUGGUGGCUGCUGCAGAAAAGACCAAGCAGGGAGUGACAGAGGCUGCAGAGAAGACCAAAGAAGGGGUAAUGUAUGUAGGCACCAAGACCAAAGAGGGUGUAGUGCAAAGUGUGACCUCAGUUGCUGAGAAGACCAAAGAGCAGGCCAACGUGGUGGGAGAAGCUGUAGUAGCCAGCGUGAACACAGUGGCAAACAAGACUGUAGAAGGAGCAGAGACCAUCGUGGCCACUACAGGAGUUGUAAAAAAGGAGGACCUGGCAGCGCCGCAGCCGCCCGACCAGCCCAGGAUGGAGGGAGAGGGGGCCCCAGCAAGCCCUGGCGGAGAGGGUGAAACUGAAGGUAAUCCAUCAAGUUAGGGAAUUCUUGCCCAAAAGAGACCGUUCCAAGAGCAUACAUGGAAGUAUUAGCUGACACCACAACAGGAAAAUCCCACUUUCCAUAGACUAACUACAUCCAGCUCUGUAGUCUUGCACUUGCCUCAUAAACAAGUCGUACAAUACAUGUAAGCCAGACUCCUCUAAUUGUAAGUAACUGCAGGUGUGUACUGGGCUGUGUGUCUUCCCCAGCCUCCCUCCUGGCCUCCCAAUUGCUUUGUAUAUUUUGUUUGGACUCACAAAUCUGUGUCUUGCGUCCAUAUGCACUGGCACUUGGGAUCUCUAGCCAAUGUGGAAAUACUUUUUUUUUUUAAACUAAUAAAAAGUGUUUGAACAA
Molecule: messenger RNA, 986 nt
Organism: Catharus ustulatus (Swainson's thrush)
Lineage: Eukaryota; Metazoa; Chordata; Aves; Passeriformes; Turdidae
Gene: SNCG
Product: synuclein gamma
Exons: 5
Coding region: 233-631 (132 amino acids)
Biological process (GO): synaptic vesicle endocytosis; synapse organization; chemical synaptic transmission
Cellular component (GO): axon terminus; neuronal cell body; cytoplasm
Molecular function (GO): cuprous ion binding
Source: RefSeq, a predicted model, not a curated record